Messenger RNA from Carassius gibelio (silver crucian carp), 4965 nucleotides. RefSeq names its product T-box transcription factor 21 (gene tbx21). Gene Ontology annotation, molecular function: RNA polymerase II cis-regulatory region sequence-specific DNA binding; DNA-binding transcription factor activity, RNA polymerase II-specific. NCBI's taxonomy places the organism in Eukaryota, Metazoa, Chordata, Actinopteri, Cypriniformes, Cyprinidae. The record is from RefSeq and is a predicted model, not a curated record. Bases 204 to 2030 code for a protein of 608 amino acids. Gene Ontology annotation, cellular component: nucleus. Gene Ontology annotation, biological process: positive regulation of DNA-templated transcription; cell fate specification; lymphocyte migration. The transcript is spliced from 6 exons.
AUAGUGGCAAUGUCUUCAACAUAUUAAGAUAAAUCAAAGUGAAGAUUUCCCUAGUAGUUUACAACUAGAUUAGGAUUCGCUUUGCAGACAAGCUCCACAACUUGCAGUCUAUAAAGAGUUUGUGUUGGAGUCUUAAUUUAAAUGUUAACGCAUACGGACGCUGAACUUAUGACACCUCUAGUGAGCUCGAACCGGUGCUGCAGAUGGGCGGCAUAAGCAGGAAUUUGUAUCUCAAUAUGUUGAAUGGAACAGAGGCGCAAAGUUUUGCCAAAGACCCUGAAUUGAACAGCCACCUUCACCGAAACCGCGACUUACCGGACUUCAAAAUGGGCAUCCAAGACACGAGGUUUUACUACCAGGACUCGAUUCCAAACGGACAGGACAGUUUGACGUUGCCGUUCCACGCUGAACACCACCAAAGCGCCGGAGCGCAGGCUGGGAGGUUUUACGCACCGGCUCCGCUCGGCAGCUGUCACUUCACCAGCCGGAGCGGGACGGGACAUACUUACGUUCCAGCCGGAGCCGAUGCGUAUUCUUCAGCCAACGGUAAAGACGUGUUUCCGAGCAGCGCAGACGGCUACCCGGCGUCUUUUCAGCACGGGUAUCCACGAGCACCGAUGUACUCUUUACCUGGUCUACAGGUGUCUGGGAAGACUCAAGUGCUCCUCAACAACUACCCGCUGUGGGCAAAGUUCCACAAGUACCAGACAGAGAUGAUCAUAACGAAACAAGGACGGAGGAUGUUCCCUUUCCUCAGCUUCAACAUCAGCUCUUUGGACCCCUCGGCUCAUUAUAACAUAUACGUGGAUGUGGUUCUUGCAGACCAGCAUCACUGGAGGUACCAAGGAGGCAAAUGGGUCCAGUGCGGCAAGGCAGAAGGCAACAUGCCAGGAAACAGAAUGUAUAUGCACCCAGACUCUCCCAACACUGGGAAUCAUUGGAUGAGACAGGAAGUUUCCUUUGGCAAACUGAAACUCACCAAUAACAAAGGCAGCUCUAACAAUGUAGCACAGAUGAUAGUGCUGCAGUCGCUCCAUAAAUACCAACCACGUCUUCACAUCGUGGAGGUGAAAGAGGAUGGAACAGAGGACCCCUUUCUGACCUCGAAAACUCAGACGUUAGUCUUCCCUGAGACUCAGUUCAUUGCCGUCACUGCCUACCAGAAUGCAGAUAUCACUCAGCUGAAAAUAGAUCAUAACCCUUUUGCUAAAGGUUUCCGGGACAAUUAUGACACGCUCUAUGCACCUCCUGACUCAGACCGCCUUACGCCUUCCCCAACCGAGAGCCAGCAGCUCCUCCCAGGCAGUUGUUACCCUCACCAGCCAUACCUGUCUGAUCAAUACAUGAGCCCCAUGCCUCAGAGUCGUUUCUACAGCCGCGAGCCGGUCAGCAUGACCCAGCAGUGCCCCAAAGACCCUGCCGCCAGCCCUCACAGCCGCUUUUACCUGCCCAGCCAGCAGGGGGUGCCACCGAACCGCCUCGACUUUAACGCAUACGAGAGCGAAUACACUUCCAACAACCUCUACAAGCCGUUUCCAAUUCAGACGUCCCCACACCACCCUCUGGGCUACUACUCUGACAGCCACUUCGCUUCCGGGCCGGUUUCUGGCGCCAGCGCAGGAGCAUGGAGCUCCGGACGGCCCUCAACACAGUACCUUAAUCACCCACACCACAGUAAACCCGGGUCUAGUCUCGGCUGGUUCCGAACCAUCUCGACCCCAGCCGCGUCUUCAUCUCCCUCAGCGGUAAACUCACGCUUCCAUUCCUCCCCAUCGCUCCUGGAUCUCCAGCGCCAGCCGCUGCUCCAAGACAAGUCCAAAGAGUCCGGGGAGGACACCUGGAUGGAAGCCCCCUCGGUUAAAUCAGUGGACUCAGCUGACUCAGGUUUGUUCGAGGGAGGAGAGAGCAAGAAGAGGCGCGUGUCGCCCUACACGUCCAGCACAGAAAAUUCCCCUCCCAACCGCAGUGCAGAGGCUUGCGAAAAGGACAAUUGCAGUGACGCGGGCUACUACGGCUUCUACACCCACUGAAGACUAGCACUCAGACUGUGCUCCUGCUGUCUUCCACCCACCAUCUGUCUGCAUGGCCCGAGACGCAGGGAUUGAGCUCUCUGUGAUAGUAGCCACAGUGCCAUGUGUUAGGUGGCCCCUCUGUGCUUUGUGUUCCCUGUGUUAGAUGUUUGGGGGUCAUGUGGAGGUGUUCUGAAGGUCACUGUCACACAAAAGCAGAAAGACGAUGUGACUGCGCUGAGACACUUGCCUGGAGACACACAGACAGACAGACCUGUGUGACUUUAGCAGCUUAAGAUUUCACAGCACACCUGCUGACACUCCCCCAAAGGAACUGUCUCUGUCCCCCUCGUCAGCCACAGACAUGAAAACACCUCACGCACCACAAGCACACUCAAACAAACAAUCAAAUCGUUUUGAUCAGAUUCACAUCUAUCUUGAAAAAAUUGACUUAGAGGUAUAGUCUGUUAUUAACUCUCUGUAUGCAUAACUUCAAAAACAACUGGAUUGUUGCACACAAAUCCUUUCAUUGGUCUCUAAAUGCCAUGAAAUCGACUUGCUUAAGAUGUGAUGCUGUGGACCUGUAAGCAUGUACUGAUAUAACAUCUUCAGAUCAGUUGCUCUGACAUAGUUGUUAUUUGAUGGAUGAUCUCAUUGGAAAACACAUCAGCAAUUUACAUAUUAAGCAGAUGAUUUAUAUUUAAACAAAGCAAUGUUGCAUGCACUUGAGUGCUACAUAAAAAAUUUGCACAAUACAAAUGUAAUACAUUGCGCAUUUGAAUGUGAGCCUUUAUUACAGUGCAACAUUUCUAUGUCCAUUCAAUCCUAAAAUGCACUCCUACAGGGAGCACAACCAAUAAGCACAUUAAAGUCCAGGCCACUCAGACAACACAUGCUGGAAAUAAAAUAGCCAUGAUGUCUAACAGAUCAUGGCUAUAUGCACCAGCUGGAAUUCCAUCCUUUAAUAGAUAGACAUAAUAAAGCUUGACAGAAUGCUUGACAAUUAUUAAAUAUUAUAAGUAUAAAUAAAACAAAUGGGGGACUAAUAUAUCAAUCAUAAGACUAGUACCAUUGUUACAAAAUUAUUUAUUAAAAUUAAUUAUUAUUAUUUUAAAAUUUCUAUUGUUGUUUUCACAAAAAUAUUAAGCUGUUUUCAACAUGAUAAGAACAGUCAAGCAGCAAAUCAUCAAAUUAGAAUGAUUUCUAAAGGAGUAUGAGACACUGAAGACUGAAGUAUGGCUUCUAAGAAAUUAAAAACAAAAUAUGAUCAGGUUUAUGAUCAAAUAAAUGCAGCCUUCAUGACUAUAAAGAAUUAUUUUCGAAAUAUUGCAAACGUCUUUAAAACAAAAAAUGCACUGCUUCAGAUAUACACAACAACACACAGGUGAAGGUUAAUAAAUGUUACAUUUAAAAUGCAAAACUGAGACAUGUAGUAAUUAUAUCCUGAUUACUCUAAAGUUUUAUGAUUCUGAAAGAGAGAAAGAAAAAAAAUGUUUUACUUUUCAUACUGUAGACUGGCAACUUAUGUUAUGGCGAUUGUUUGAGACAGGGCCUUCUCAGGUUUCAUUUAGCUAAAGUCCACGAGUUAAGAUAAACACACCAGUGUCAAGCUGAUGACCUGUAACAGGACAUACUUAAACCAACAGCAUCAUGUCUUGAGGCGUCGCACAUGACGGUAUACAGAUAGACAGGGUGGAAAAAUGGACACCUGGCAGGGGCUUCAGACUGACUAUACAUCAUCUUUAUUCAAACAACAGAGUAACAUGCAGACAGCCCACACACAGACAUCAGUGACACAGAGGAAGAAUGAGCCUUCAGUCUAAGCCUAUCAGGCACCGCUGGCAUUCAAAGGUGAGAAUGACCUCAGACAGAUAAGUGGGUGACAAGAUGUCACUGCAGAAGACACACACAGACUUCUGGAACAAACCGGAAACCUGUGAACUGUCCAUUUAUAGAAGCUUCCUGCAUCUUCUGAUCACAAAUAUGCACACAGACAUAGGCAUAUGGUCUGUGUUCUAAUAUGAAACCAUUGUAAAAUAAAACCAUUAAAAAUGAUGACUAUUCGUAAAAAUGCAUUGCCAUCUGUGUUCAAAGAAGUUUUCGAGAAAUUGUAAAGUGCUGCAAAAACCAACAUGGCAUCAAUAUUCUGUGGCCACACUGUGGUCACAGGAUUGUUUUUUUUGUUUUUUGUUUUUAAGUCAGCAAACUGACUCUAACUGCCUCUGUUAAUUUUUCAUACAUGUAUUUUGAUGCGAAAGCAAAUGAAACAAGAGUAAUAUGGUUAAGACUACAUUAUUUUAAAAUGCCAUUACUGUAUUAGAAACUCAUUUUCAGAUACCAUGCUUAGUUAUUUAGCAUAUACCAUGCAAUUUAGAUGCUGGGAAAUUUGUAAUAUUUUACAAAUGUAAUUCAUUAAUUUGCUUAUGGGUUUAUUAAGGUUAGUUAUUGGGAAUUUGUCAAUGAUAAACAAAAAAACAUAAAUGAUAAACAAAAAAAUAUUUAACUGACAAUCAACAUUAAAGAACAAAUUAGUAUUUUAAAGUGCAAUUAAAGUGUUUCUAUGUUAAUUUAAUGUAAUGUUUAUGUUUGGUUUCUUUUUAUACACUGAAAUGCACUGAGAAGUUUGUUACUGUUGAUGUGAACUGAAAAUAAUGAACAAAUUGUCUGUUGUUGUCAUAUUAGCAGUCAAUCCAUGUUUUGGCUGACCCCUGGUGGACAUUAUGCUCCUCAUAUCUUAGAGUGUCAAUAGCAGGGACCUAUUUAGGUUAUUCUCUCAGACUGGCACCAUCCUUGUCUAUCAAUUUAAGUAAUGUUACUAAUAAUAAAAGAGGUGCUUCUGUAGUAAGUUUCCUCAGCCAAGCAAACUGAGCCUCAGAUACAGCUGUCAAAACACUGUAUAUAAUAUUAAAUGAUGUUUUUGAUUCAUUCUAAAUGUAAUAAAGACUGAACUAUACAA